AGCGGCAAGAGAACCCCACGUGACCAAUUGACCAUGCCACCACCAUCGCCCCCAGCCAGCGAAAGCGCCAUUUGCUCCCUUCCCGCCGCUCUAGCUUUGGACAGCACGCUUCUUGUUCAACGCAAUGUCUCAAGUAAUAAUCAAACUGCAAUAUAGAUCGUAAACUCAGAAAGAAGCUCACCAAUACCUGCAAAAAAUGUGGAGGCGUGCGACUUCGUUUUCUCCUUUGAUUUCUUCAUUCAAAUCGUCCUUUUUCAUUCAGGAAGCUUCUAAACACAAGAUGUGGGAAAUGCUUACUACAGGGAUACCUUGCCAGGAAAAAGGUAAUAUUUGCCCCACGCAUAGAGCUCCAUUUAUAACGUUUGUUUUAGGGGGGCCUGGCAGUGGAAAAGGCACUCAGUGUGCAAAAAUUGUUGAUACCUUUGGAUUCAAACAUCUGAGUGCUGGAGAUCUCCUGAGAAAGGAGAUAGCUUCUGACAGCGAAUAUGGUUCAAUGAUUCUAAACACAAUCAGAGAAGGAAAAAUUGUUCCUUCAGAGGUGACUGUCAAAUUGCUUAGGAGAGAGAUGGAAUUAAGUGACAAUCGUAAAUUUCUUAUUGAUGGUUUCCCAAGAAGCGAGGAGAACCGCAGAGCUUUUGAAGAAAUUAUGGGAGCUGAACCAGACAUAGUGUUAUUCUUUAACUGCCCUGAAGAAGAGAUGGUGAAAAGAGUGUUAAGUCGUAAUCAGGGUCGAAUUGAUGACAACAUAGAUACAGUCAGAAAACGUCUAAAAGUAUUUGAGGAAUUAAAUCUUCCAGUAAUAGAGCACUAUGCAAAGAGAGGGAAACUUCACAAGAUCAGUGCAGUGGGAACAGUAGAUGAGAUAUUUGACCAAGUUCGGCCAGUUUUUGCUGCAUGUGAGCGGAAGCUAAAUGAAAGCUGACUAUGAGUUGAGACUUGAGAGCACUGAAAGGCAGGGAAAACUUCUUGUUGACCUCGGUGUGCUUCUUUGACAUUGGUGAUUUUCUGAAUGCCGUUCCCAGCCAAAGAUCUCUCUGGAAAUUUGGCAGCUUACCAAUACUCAUACCAUUGAGUCUCGUACAUCGAAGAUAUACUGGCAUAUGCAUUACUGAAUGCAUAGAAUGAUGUUUCUUUUCCCUUGUAUUCUUCAUAGGGCUAGAUACCUCAUGUAACAUGGGAAAUGAAAUGCAGGUAUAACUGAACUGUCUGGAACAAGUGAGAAACUAGUUAAAUAAAAUGGGAGAGGUGAGGUUUUUGUUUUCCUCUCCAGCAUGAUCCUAUAGUAAUUGGCAGAAAUUUUGCAAUUUUGUUUUUCAGAAUCAUAUUUGGUAUUGGACCA
Neltuma alba is the source of this 1339-nucleotide messenger RNA. RefSeq names its product UMP-CMP kinase. NCBI's taxonomy places the organism in Eukaryota, Viridiplantae, Streptophyta, Magnoliopsida, Fabales, Fabaceae. Gene Ontology annotation, biological process: pyrimidine nucleotide biosynthetic process; 'de novo' pyrimidine nucleobase biosynthetic process. The transcript has 9 exons. The record is from RefSeq and is a predicted model, not a curated record. Gene Ontology annotation, molecular function: ATP binding. Bases 197 to 922 code for a protein of 241 amino acids.